CUGGAGGGGCCGGGCUAUUAGGAUCCGUCCGGAGGAAGCGGGUCGGCCAUCUUGGAUGGUGUAGGAGCUGUACAGAGUGGGUAGAGCGGGAUUAAUGAGAAAGAGGGGGUGAUAAGACACCUCAAAACCUCCCUGAUGCUAAACGGAGUUCUGCCAAGUCGCCGGCCACAAUCUCCAGCGCUAGCGGCGGGCCUCGGAAGUGGCGCAGGCGGAGAAAGUGAAGCUUCUCUUGUUUGUGAACCUCGCCCCGGUGACAUCUCAUCCCACCCGGGGCCUGUGUGACGGGCUACUCCGGGGCUCUUGUCCUCUAGCGGCUUCGGCCUGUGUUUCCGGUGCUGUUUGCUUAGUCUCCAGCUCUUUCCUUUUUGGUUACAUGUUUGCACUUUAUUUACAGAAUGGAGACCGUUAUUUGAGCCCUUUGCUGCCCCCCAGAAGGACCAAUAAUCUAUCUGUAAAUAAUGAAGCGAGUAGGCGGCUGUGGGGGUUUGCAGCCAUAAGGGAGACUGGAACUCUAAUUAUUCCAUAUAAGGAUCGGAGAACUAUCACUCCAGCAAGUAGAUCCGGCCCUCAUCUCUCUCAUUAAUACAUUCUCGCACCAGGGGGACAAUGUCCACGCGAACCCCACUACCCACAGUGAAUGAACGAGACACAGAGAAUCACACUUCUCAUGGAGAUGGACGGCAAGAUGUACCCUCCCGCUCUGGUCGCCAGGGAGCACGCUCUAGAAAUUCAGUCGCAUCAUGUGCUGAUGAACAACCACAUAUUGGGAAUUAUCGACUUCUUAAAACAAUAGGCAAAGGAAACUUUGCAAAAGUUAAACUUGCUCGGCACAUCCUCACUGGCAGAGAGGUGGCAAUAAAGAUUAUUGACAAAACUCAGUUAAACCCCACUAGUCUACAAAAGCUUUUCAGGGAAGUAAGAAUAAUGAAGAUUUUGAAUCAUCCAAAUAUAGUUAAAUUAUUUGAAGUAAUUGAAACAGAAAAGACACUCUAUUUGGUGAUGGAGUAUGCAAGUGGAGGUGAAGUUUUUGACUACUUGGUUGCACAUGGAAGAAUGAAGGAAAAAGAAGCAAGAGCUAAAUUUCGCCAGAUAGUGUCUGCUGUGCAGUAUUGUCACCAGAAGCAAAUUGUUCACAGAGACCUCAAGGCUGAAAAUCUUCUACUGGAUGCAGAUAUGAACAUUAAAAUAGCUGAUUUUGGCUUUAGCAAUGAAUUUACUGUUGGCAACAAACUGGACACUUUUUGUGGUAGCCCUCCAUAUGCUGCUCCAGAGCUCUUCCAAGGAAAGAAAUAUGAUGGUCCUGAAGUAGAUGUUUGGAGUCUUGGUGUUAUUCUGUAUACCCUAGUAAGUGGGUCUUUACCCUUCGAUGGACAAAAUUUGAAGGAAUUAAGGGAACGCGUAUUAAGGGGAAAAUACAGAAUUCCUUUUUACAUGUCAACAGACUGUGAAAACCUUCUCAAGCGUUUCCUAGUUCUGAACCCAAGCAAAAGAGGCACUCUAGAGCAAAUAAUGAAGGACAGAUGGAUCAAUGCAGGACAUGAAGAGGAGGAACUGAAACCAUUUGUGGAGCCUGUAUUAGAUAUUGCAGAUCAGAAGAGAAUUGACAUCAUGAUAGGAAUGGGAUAUUCUAAAGAAGAAAUCCAAGAAUCCCUUAGCAAGAUGAAAUAUGAUGAAAUCACAGCAACGUAUUUGCUUCUUGGGAGGAAAUCGUCUGAGCUGGACGCAAGCGAUUCAAGUUCUAGUAGUAACCUGUCACUUGCAAAGGUCAGACCGAACAGUGAUUUAAACAGCAACAGUGGACAAUCCCCUCAUCAUAAAGUACGCAGUAUCUCAUCUAGCCAAAAACAGAGACGGUACAGUGACCAUGCUGGUCCUGCAGUUCCUCCCGUUACCGCCAACCCAAAACGAAGUCAGACUGGUACAACACACAACGAUCUCAAAGAAGAAGUUGGGCAGUCUCGAAAAUCAAGUAGCACUGGAAGAGGAGUGACUCCACCUAGUCCAAUGCUUGGAAAUGCCAACAAUCCAAACAAGGCAGAUAUCCCAGAGCGAAAGAAGAGUUCUGUUGUUCCCACUAGUAAUUCUACAUCCAGCGGUAUGAGUCGCAGGAAUACCUAUGUUUGCAACGAUCGAGCGCCUACAGACCGUCAUUCCGUCAUUCAGAAUGGCAAAGAAAACAGCACAAUUCCAGAUCAAAGGACUUCAGUGGCAUCAACUCACAGCAUAACAAGCAGCACUACUCCAGAAAGCAUGCGUUUCCCAAGAGGAACAGCCAUCCGCAGCACUUUUCAUGGGCAGCUCAGAGAGAGGCGCACUGCUACUUAUAACGGACCACCUGCUUCCCCCAGUUUAUCCCAUGAAGCCACACCUCUGUCACAGACUCGAAGUAGAGGCUCCACUAAUCUUUUUAGUAAAUUAACAUCAAAAUUAACUAGAAGAAACAUGUCAUUCAGAUUUAUAAAAAGGCUCCCGACUGAAUCUGAACGAAACGGGAGAUAUGAGGGCUCAAGUCGUAAUGUGUCAGGGGACCAGAAAGAUGAAAACAAAGAAUCCAAGCCACGGUCGCUGCGUUUUACGUGGAGCAUGAAAACAACCAGUUCCAUGGAUCCCACCGACAUGAUGCGCGAGAUCCGCAAGGUUUUGGACGCCAACAAUUGUGACUAUGAGCAGAGGGAGCGCUUCUUACUUUUCUGCGUCCACGGCGAUGGCCACGCGGAAAACCUUGUGCAGUGGGAGAUGGAAGUGUGCAAACUGCCAAGACUCUCCCUAAAUGGCGUUCGCUUUAAGCGAAUAUCUGGGACAUCCAUAGCUUUCAAAAACAUAGCUUCCAAAAUUGCCAAUGAGUUAAAGCUGUAAUAUAAUGGGCGGGGGGUGGGGAAUAAACAAAUUGUAAAUUACGUAGCAAUUUCAAGUGUUUUCCAAGAACGCUGGUUUAUGUAUAGAAUUAUUAGGCAAUAAUUCCUGCAUCUCCCGAAUGACAAAAGAAAAAUGGAACAAGCUGCUGGAAUGGGAGUAAGAGUUGGACGUUUUUUUUAUAUAUAUAU
This is a messenger RNA of Xenopus laevis (African clawed frog), 3044 nucleotides long. RefSeq names its product MAP/microtubule affinity-regulating kinase 3 (gene mark3.S). NCBI's taxonomy places the organism in Eukaryota, Metazoa, Chordata, Amphibia, Anura, Pipidae. The coding region runs from base 607 to 2856 and encodes 749 amino acids. Gene Ontology annotation, molecular function: nucleotide binding; transferase activity; tau-protein kinase activity. The record is from RefSeq and is a predicted model, not a curated record. The transcript has 18 exons. Gene Ontology annotation, cellular component: dendrite; cytoplasm; plasma membrane. Gene Ontology annotation, biological process: microtubule cytoskeleton organization; intracellular signal transduction.